This is a messenger RNA of Adineta steineri, 1164 nucleotides long. Lineage: Eukaryota; Metazoa; Rotifera; Eurotatoria; Adinetida; Adinetidae. The record is from the annotation of a GenBank genome assembly.
UACAUUGAAUCUCCGUUUUAAUGGAAUCGGUUUAGAAGGAGCCAAAAAUCUUACAAAUGCUCUGCUAGAUAAUGAAACACUUACUACAUUAGAUAUUGGCUUUAAUGGUAUUGGUACACAAGCAGGAGAAUAUUUUGCCAAUCUUCUUCGACACAAUAAAGCACUUACUACACUUCAUUUGUCGGGCAAUGACAUUGGUGAAGAAGGGACUCAACAUCUUGCUAGUGCUUUACUACAAAAUAAAACACUCACGACCCUAUAUCUUUAUGCAAAUUUUAUUGAUGAUCUUGGAUUUCAACAUUUUAUCAGUGUUUUGCAGCACAAUAAAACGCUCGCUUCACUUGACAUUGGACAUAAUGAAAUUGGACCGCAAGGAAUAGAGCAUUUUGCUGAUGUUCUACGAGAAAAUCAAGUACUCAAAACACUUGACCUUCGAAAUAAUGAUAUUGGUAUUCAAGGAAUGCAGUAUCUUGCCAGUGCUCUUAGCGAAAAUACCACACUUAUCGAACUGAAUAUCCAUGAGAAUGAUAUUGGUGUAGAAGGAACACAAUAUCUUAAGAAUGCUCUUCAACGAAAUCAAACACUUAUGAUAUUGGACUUUGGUUCCAAUCAUAUGGGUGAUCAAGGGGCACACUAUCUUGCCGAUGCUUUACAACAAAAUCAUACACUCACUACACUUGAUAUCUGCCAAAAUGACAUAAGUCCAGAAGGAGCUGAAUAUCUUGCUAAUGCUUUACGACAAAAUAAGGCACUUAUUUCACUCAAUCUUUAUGAAAAUCGAAUUGGAUCACGAGGAGCAGAAUAUUUUGCUAAUACUCUACGAUACAAUAAAAUACUUACAACACUUGAUCUUCAUGGAAAUCAAAUUGGAUCGCAAGGAGUACAAUAUCUCGCCACUGCUCUGGAACAAAAUGAAACACUCACCACACUAAAUCUUCCACGCAAUACAAUCGGUGAUGAAGGAGCACAAUAUCUUGCCAAUGCUCUGCUAUACAAUAAAACACUCACUGACCUUGAGUUAUAUGAUAAUAAUAUUGGUUCACAAGGAGCGGAACAUAUUGCUAUUGCUCUACAACAAAACAAAACACUCAUUUCAAUUGAUUUAAGCUCUAAUCAUAUUGGUCCACAAGGAGUACAAUACUUGGCUAAAGCUUUACGACAGAA